Molecule: messenger RNA, 1835 nt
Organism: Brassicogethes aeneus
Lineage: Eukaryota; Metazoa; Arthropoda; Insecta; Coleoptera; Nitidulidae
Source: the annotation of a GenBank genome assembly
AACAUAACCUAACUUCAGGAAUAAAAACGUUUGACAGUUUAAUAACCAAACAAAUGACAAAGUAAUACAUUACAUCCUUUUUCUAUGCAUUACAUUAAAACCUUGUUUUUAAACAAGACAAUAUAAUGGCAAGUGCUCCGCAAAACUUACCUGUAUCGGAGAUUCUCAAAUCCAAAGCAGAAUUUGAGGAUGAACCUAAGAAAAAGUCGAGGGAAGAUUGGAGGAAAGCAAAAGAGUUAGAAGAAGCACGUAAAGCAGGUACAGCCCCAGCUGCUGUCGAUGAAGAAGGUAAAGAUAUUAAUCCGCAUAUACCACAGUACAUUUCAUCAGCACCAUGGUAUUAUGGAACUAGUGGGCCUACGCUAAAACAUCAGAGACCUCAGGAAGAGAAACAAAAACAAUUCAGUAAGAUUGAUGAAUGGUAUAGCAGAGGAGUCGAUAAUAGUAAAAUAGUGACAAAAUAUAGAAAAGGAGCAUGUGAGAACUGUGGGGCUUUAACCCACAUAAGAAGAGACUGUAUGGAAAGACCCAGGAAAGUGGGUGCAAAAUAUUCUGGAGCAAAUAUAGCUGCAGACGAGUUUGUACAAAAAAAUCUAGCCUUAAGUUUUGAUGGUAAACGAGAUAGAUGGAGUGGAUAUGACCCAUCAGAGCACAAAGCUGUAAUAGAAGAAUUCCAAAAAGUUGAAGAAGCCAAAAGACAAUUAAAAGCUGACAAAUUGGAUGCUAAUGAAGAUAGUGAGGAAGAAGGUGAAAAAGAUGAGGAUAAAUAUGUGGAUGAAGUUGAUAUGCCUGGUACUAAAGUAGAUAGUAAGCAAAGGAUUACUGUAAGAAAUUUAAGGAUAAGGGAAGAUACAGCCAAAUAUUUAAGGAAUUUAGAUCCAAAUUCAGCUUACUAUGACCCUAAAACAAGAUCUAUGAGAGAAAAUCCAAAUCCAAGUAAGGAUGAUCCUUACUCUGGUGAAAAUUUUGUGAGAUUCACUGGAGAUACAACGAAACAUUUAAAUGCACAGUUGUUUGCAUGGGAUGCUUACGAAAAAGGUGUUGAUGUACACUUACUAGCAGAACCCACAAAAUUGGAGCUUUUACAAAAAGAAUAUGAACAGAAGAAAGAACAAUUUAAAGGCAAAAUUCAAAACAACAUCCUGGAAAAAUAUGGAGGUGAAGAACACUUGGAUGCACCUCCAAAAACAUUACUUUUAGCUCAAACAGAAGACUAUGUUGAAUACUCAAGAUCAGGAAAAAUUGUUAAGGGACAGGAAAAAGAAAUCAUAAAAUCCAAAUAUGAAGAGGAUGUUUACAUUAACAACCACACAUCUGUAUGGGGUUCAUUUUGGAAAGGUGGUCAUUGGGGUUAUAAAUGUUGCCAUUCCUUCAUAAAAAAUUCAUAUUGCCUUGGAGAAAAUGGUAAAAAUAAAAAUUCAACAGAAUCAAUACCUUUGGUUGAAGAAUCAACUAAAGAUGAAGAAGAAAAAGAAGAAUCCCCAGAAGAAAAGGAAGCAAGUUCAAGUAAUGAAGAAGAUUCAAAAUUAAAGAAAGAAAAGAGGAAAAAGAAAAAGGACAAGAAGAAGAAACAAAAGGAGAAAAAGCAAAAUAAAAAAAAGGAUUUGCUUAAAGAGGCUGUAAAGGCUGAAGAACAAAGCCAAGAAAAUGCUGAUAGGUUAUUGGCAAUUGAUGAAAGAAAGAGACCUUAUAACAGUAUGUUUGAAGCUAAAAAACCUACUGAGGAGGAAAUUGAAGCUUACUACUUGAAAAGAAGACGAGAGGAAGAUCCAAUGAAUCAAUUUAUGUAAUAUAAUUAUCAUAAAUUAUAAAUGUUAAAUCAGUUUUUAUUUUAA